AUGGAGGACCCUAGCUGGGGGCGUAACUGCGAUCUUCUGGUCAACGCGCUGCAGGCGUUGGAGCGUGGCACCUCACAGAUACGCCGAAGUACCAACAAACUUAUCACGUUGCGCGAUAUAGCAAAGGAGCGAGAGAAGGUCAAGCGUGUCACGAGCAGCACGAACGCCAAGGAGGUGCACGCCAUUCAAGAUGCUCUGGCACUCAUGGAAAAAUAUAUGCGAUUGAACCCUGCGCAACUGCGGGGCCAAGGCGUGAAACUCACAACGGAGGCUCAAAUGGCACUCGAGAACUACCAGAAGUCAUGUGACGCGUUCUACAAGAGAUGCAUCAGCGUUGAGGAGUCGCUGCGCCGCGGCGGGGCGACUACCGGCGUGCGGAUUGGGGGAGGAGGACCCGCCGCCUCCGCCGCCAGCGACGUGGAUGACGCAGACGAAAAUACUGAUUUGCUUCAAGGGGCCCGCAACGGCGGGCUCACACAGAAGGAGGCGUUUGAACGUGACCUACACGACGAGAUAAUGGAGGAGCGCCAGCGCGAGACCACUGAGAUCGCCGACAACGUAAAGGACAUAAACGAGAUAUUCAAUCACAUUCACUUAAUGGUGAAUGAACAAGGGGAGGCGCUGGACCUUGUUGAGGAGAACGUCGGCAUCGCUGAGCGAGCGACAAGAAAUGCGACUAGCAAUUUGCGCCAGGCACAACAGUACCGUGAAACUUCGACACGUGACAAGAUGAUGCUUUGGUUCGUUCUUGUUUUAGCAUUUAUAGUGUUUCUUGUGGUGCUUCUUAGUUGA
This is a messenger RNA of Trypanosoma grayi, 792 nucleotides long. RefSeq names its product syntaxin. The coding region runs from base 1 to 792 and encodes 263 amino acids. Gene Ontology annotation, cellular component: SNARE complex; membrane; endomembrane system. The transcript has a single exon. Gene Ontology annotation, molecular function: SNARE binding; SNAP receptor activity. NCBI's taxonomy places the organism in Eukaryota, Euglenozoa, Kinetoplastea, Trypanosomatida, Trypanosomatidae. Gene Ontology annotation, biological process: vesicle fusion; intracellular protein transport; vesicle-mediated transport. The record is from RefSeq and is a predicted model, not a curated record.